Rana temporaria (common frog) is the source of this 1642-nucleotide messenger RNA. It is a transcript of the gene SPTLC2, whose product is annotated as serine palmitoyltransferase long chain base subunit 2. The record is from RefSeq and is a predicted model, not a curated record. Gene Ontology annotation, cellular component: serine palmitoyltransferase complex. NCBI's taxonomy places the organism in Eukaryota, Metazoa, Chordata, Amphibia, Anura, Ranidae. The transcript has 4 exons. Gene Ontology annotation, molecular function: serine C-palmitoyltransferase activity; pyridoxal phosphate binding. Gene Ontology annotation, biological process: sphingosine biosynthetic process; ceramide biosynthetic process. Bases 174 to 632 code for a protein of 152 amino acids.
GUAUUAUUUGGGAUCUAGUUGGUGAUCAUCACUUCUCAGUGUUGGAAUUCUAUGACUCCUAUGUGGCAGUUAAUCAGGGUGGUUUCUUAUACCUCCAUAUCUGUCUGUCUCCUCGCCAGGUCCUCAUAGACUAUCUACGAAAACACUCGCACAGCACGGCAUACGCUACCUCCAUGUCUCCGCCUGUGGUAGAGCAGAUCAUUACCGCUAUGAAGUGUAUCAUGGGAGAAGAUGGCACCACUCUGGGUCGGCAGCGGGUGGAGCAGUUGGCGGAGAACACGCGAUACUUUAGGCGCCGCUUGACCGAGAUGGGCUUCAUCAUUUAUGGCAACAGCGACUCUCCGGUGGUCCCAUUGAUGCUUUACAUGCCAGCAAAGAUCGGAGCAUUUGGGCGAGAGAUGCUGAAGAGGAAUAUUGGCGUAGUGGUUGUGGGAUUUCCAGCCACCCCCAUCAUUGAAUCCAGAGCUCGAUUCUGUGUGUCGGCUGCACAUACCAGGGAGAUGUUGGACCUGGCGCUGAACAAGAUCAAUGAAGUCGGAGACCUCCUUCAGCUAAAGUACUCCCGCCAUCACUUUGUGCCUCUCCUGGACCGGCCCUUCGAUGAGACCACAUAUGAGGAGACUGAAGAUUGAUGUCCACUGGGUGGCCACUGAGACUCCUUGCGCAGGGCCACUUCCAUCAGCUGUGUCCCCUAUGCCGGGAGAGAUGAGCUGUGUUCUGCCCCCUGUCCCCCUCCAUCUUGGUGGAGAUGUUACUUUUUUUAUAUAUAUGUAUAUUAUUAUUUUUUUUUCUUUUUAUAUAUUAUUUAUUGGAUGGGACCAUUGAAGACUGCACGUUUCCAAGUCUGAGGCUUCCCUGCACGGCUCAUUGGGAUCCGGCUUCGCUCUGCGGAGAACCGAUUCCUGGGCAGCUAUUCGCAUCUCUUCUCCGUCUUUUAAAGCAUUCGUAUCAUCGCAGCCGGCGCAGGUGGCGGGAAACGGCACAGGUGCUAAUAAGGUGCUGUUUGAAACGUCCCAACAAUUGCUACCGCCGGCUUGUGGAGGGGCUGGAGAUGUAUGGGGUCACUGGGGCGGAUUGUCAUCUACGGCCUCUUAUCCUCAUGUGUCUCCAUGUCUCGCUCUGAAGGCAGCCAUCUUUUCCCCUUUGCCUGUCUGUGUCUCUGGCAGGGCGGGUGUGGCCAUAAUUUACGUUGCGUCCCCUCAGUCUGGCACUGGGGUGACGCGCAACCAACACAGAGAUAAACCAUUAAUGUUACUUUUCUAUUCUGAGAGUCAGCCUGACUCGACGUGGAGAUCCCCCAAGUUGGGGGAGGGGGCGGGGGGCUACAAUGCCGGACACGUGGGACCAGAACACCAGGAAUGGAGCGCCCCCCUCAGCCCACCUUCCCAGAUGACAUCACAUUUCUGGCGCUGUGGGAGGGGCUUCGGCGACAGAGUGGCCUUAAACUGACCGUUCUUUUUCGGCAUGACGUGACGACGGACCGAACUGGAAGAACGGACUGAUCGAUUGUCUUUUAUUCACAGUUUCUACAAACCCCUGGACGAUUCUCAUUGGUUCGUGAACUUGGGUUCCUCUGACACCAUCUCCGCUUUGGGGGGAGGGGUUUGUCGGCUGCUAAUAAAUAAAAACACAUUUAUUUUCA